UUCCUUCUUUUCUUAGGCUGAAACUACAAUGCUGGGCUAACCAGGGGUGUGAUACGUGCCAGAAAACUUAUGUACAUACUCCAGAAAGCCAUGAGGGAAACUAUGCCACAGACACCGAUCUUUUCCAGCAUGCUCGGGACGGGAUGUAGAGGACAGGUGCAACCAGACACAGGCGAGAGGAAUGGCGAUCCUGUUUAUCAGGAUGGGAACCUUAUUUCUGGAUCUCUGGAGGUCCUCAUCCAGCAUCUGGUGCCCACCAUGGAUUACUAUCCAGAUAGGACGUACAUUUUCACCUUCCUCUUGAGCUCCCGGGUCUUCAUUCAUCCUCAUGAGCUCUUGGCUAAAGUUGGACACCUCUGCCUUAAGCAGAAACAGCAGCUGGAGACCGGGGUGGAAGCAGACAAGGGGAAGCUCAAGGCCUUCGCAGCAAAGAUAAUCCAGCUUCUGAAAGGAUGGACUGAAACAUUUCCAUAUGACUUCCAGGAUGAGAAACCUAUGAAGGAGCUAAAGGAAAUUGCUCACCGGAUCACCCAGUGUGAUGAGGAAAAUGGAACGGUCAAGAAGAUCAUCAGCCAGAUGACGCAAGAGCUUCUGAUGGCUCUCGCUGCCCGUAAUCAAUACCAAGAAAUCCGGGAGAAGUUUCGUCAACCGGGGAUGGACAAAGGCCCAAUCCUUAAAACAAAGCCACAAUCAUCCCAGAAGGACAUUCUGAGUGUUUGCUGUGACCCGCUGGUCCUCGCGCAGCAACUAACACAUAUUGAACUGGAGAGGGUAAGCAACAUUUACCCAGAAGAUCUCAUGCAAAUAGUCAGCCACAUGGACUCCUUGGAUAACCACAAGUGCCGAAGCGACGUGACGAAGACCUACAAUCUGGAAGCCUACGACAAUUGGUUUAACUGCCUCAGCAUGUUGGUGGCGACGGAGAUUUGUAAGGUGGUGAAGAAGAAGCAGAGAACGAGAAUCAUGGAAUUUUUCAUUGACGUGGCGAGAGAAUGCUUCAACAUUGGAAAUUUCAACUCCAUGAUGGCUAUUAUUUCUGGCAUGAACUUGAGUCCUGUUGCCCGGCUAAAGAAAACAUGGUCCAAAGUGAAAACAGCCAAAUUUGAUGUUUUAGAGCAUCACAUGGAUCCAUCAAGCAACUUUUGUAAUUAUCGGACGGCUCUUCAAGGGGCAGCCCAGAGAUCUCAGACAGCACACAGCAGCCGGGAGAAAAUCGUCAUCCCUGUUUUCAAUCUUUUCAUUAAAGAUAUCUACUUCCUGCAUAAGAUACACACCAAUCACUUGCCGAACGGACAAAUCAACUUCAAGAAAUUCUGGGAAAUUUCAAGGCAAAUCCAUGACUUUGUCACAUGGAAACAGGUGGAAUGUCCUUUUGAGAAAGACAGGAAGAUUCAGAGCUAUCUACUCACGGCACCCAUUUACAGUGAAGAAGCUUUGUUUAUUGCCUCGUUUGAAAGUGAAGGUCCAGAAAAUCACAUGGAGAAAGACAGCUGGAAGACUCUCAGGACAACACUCCUCAACCGAGCCUGAGAAUUGGGACUUUGGAUUUUAAAGCACACUCUACAAACACUGUUUUAAAAAAAACAACAAAAACUCCUGAAUGACUUGGUUUGUGAAAAGAAGGCCUCGCUGGUUGGGGUCUGUUUUGUAUAUAUAUAUACAU
Protobothrops mucrosquamatus (brown spotted pit viper) is the source of this 1663-nucleotide messenger RNA. It is a transcript of the gene RASGEF1A, whose product is annotated as RasGEF domain family member 1A. Gene Ontology annotation, molecular function: guanyl-nucleotide exchange factor activity. Gene Ontology annotation, cellular component: plasma membrane. NCBI's taxonomy places the organism in Eukaryota, Metazoa, Chordata, Lepidosauria, Squamata, Viperidae. Bases 70 to 1530 code for a protein of 486 amino acids. The record is from RefSeq and is a predicted model, not a curated record. The transcript is spliced from 13 exons. Gene Ontology annotation, biological process: Ras protein signal transduction; positive regulation of GTPase activity.